Molecule: messenger RNA, 1911 nt
Organism: Paralichthys olivaceus (Japanese flounder)
Lineage: Eukaryota; Metazoa; Chordata; Actinopteri; Pleuronectiformes; Paralichthyidae
Gene: aktip
Product: akt interacting protein
Source: RefSeq, a predicted model, not a curated record
CAUUAAGUUAGAUUGAACUCCGGCUUCUGUGCCUGUCAAAUUAUUUGGCUAGCUAACGUUAGCUGGUUAGCCACCGGGAUGACACCCAGAGUAAUGUCGAGCAGCUGAGAGCAGUGAGGUUGAGAGUUACAUCCGGACACACGUUAACACCUCGAGUAAAGAAACACGUAGACAACACAGCAAACACGCAGCGGAUGGCCUCGGCAGUACGUGUGGUGGGACCUACAUAAAGAGAGGAACACCAAUCUGACCCUCUGAAUGAGUAAUGAAUUUAAACCCCUUCUGGAGCAUGUCUGCCAAUACAAGUCGCAAGCAGAGACCCGACAACGAGGAACAAAGCGGGCACGGGGAGCAGAGAGCCAGCCCAGCCCGGCUUUCCCUGGGCAAAAAGCAGCUUCCUCCCAUUCCAAAGAAUGCCACCCCCAUUACCAAGCCUGCUUCAUUGGGCACUCCAGCCCAGUCAGCCAAUGGCACACAUGCCUCCUAUGGCCCUUUUUACCUGGAGUACUCUCUACUGGCUGAGUUCACACUUGUGAUUAAGCAGAAACUCCCUGGAAUUUAUGUUCAACCAUCCUACAAGUCAGCACUAAUGUGGUUUGGGGUCAUAUUCAUCAGACAUGGCUUGUACCAGGAUGGAGUCUUCAAAUUCACUGUGUAUAUUCCAGAUAACUAUCCAGAUGGGGAGUGUCCUAAAUUAGUAUUUGACAUCCCAGUCUUCCACCCUCUUGUUGACCCUGUGUCUGGAGAGCUUGAUGUCAGAAGAGCUUUCACCAAAUGGAGACGAAAUCACAAUCACAUCUGGCAAGUCCUGAUGUACGCACGUACAAUUUUCUACAAGAUUAAUACCACAGAACCACUCAACCCAGAGGCUGCUGUGCUAUAUGAAAAGGAUGUGCAGCUGUUCAAAAGCAAAGUGGUGGAUAGUGUGAAACUAUGCAACAGUCAUCUUUUUGACCAACCCAAGAUAGAUGAUCCCUACGCAAUAAGUUUUUCUCCAUGGAACCCAGCUGUUCAUGAGGAAGCAAAAGAGCGCAUGUUCACAUGCAAAAGACGGCCUGAGGAUCACCACAAGGGAAUGCAGGUGUCGGGGCUGUCCUGGGUGAAGCCCGGAUCGACGCAGCCCUUCAGCAAAGACGACAGCCCUCCCCAGAGCUGAACCUGCACUGUCGCUUCAGUGGCCACUAGAGGGAAGCAUAAGCAUCAGAUGCCGUGCCACUGGCUUGCCCUCCGCUGUCUUAUGUGAACUGGAUUUCUAUGGAACAGUUGGGAGAACUUUAUAUUAAAUCUCCAUGUUAUUGCUCAGCUUUAAGCUUUGUAGGCAUCUCCUCAAACAGCUUUAGAAUAAGGAAACAAAGUUUGUAUCAUAUGUAAAUCGACAAAGACAAAUGGAUGUCUCAGCAACAUCAUUUAGGCUGUGAUGCAAUCAAAGAGCUUUCUCAUUUAGAUUUUCGGAUCCAUGCACACGUUGGGCUUGGUGAUAUCAUACUGUCCGAAAAGGAGCUGAAAAGUAUGAGCAAAGCAAUUUGUCUUCAUACAGUGAGUAAAAGUGGACUAUACCAUCUUCUACCACUUGUUGAAACUGGCUCAGGACUGUUUUAUUUGUCAGACUUGGAAUGUUUGUGGUCACAGGAGUGUGAGAGAAACUUCCUGAUUCACACCUCUCCCAAAACCCAAUUAGGUUGUUAUGUUUUAUAUUCGUUUCUUAUUGGAUGAUGAUUUCUUUUAAAUUCUACUGUCUGUCUUCUAUUGUCUUACAUAGUUCCUAAUAUAUACGAAGCAGAACAGGCAAAUGUGGUUUUAAAAUGAGAUACUAAAUGAGUAAGUUUGUAUUUUAUUUUGUCUGAUUUGAAUCAUUUUGAAUGUUUUAUGUACCUUUGGCUCUUGGUUAUUAAAGGUUUGAUGUGUAAGUAA